AUGGAACUCAACCGAGAACAUUUUCGCGCCAUAAUUUAUUACAACAUUCAGAGACAAUUAUCGCAACAAGAAUGCCUUGCUGAGUUACUGUCUGUUUUCGGCAACGAAGCGCCACAUCAGGCGACAAUUUCCUGUUGGUAUGGAGAAUUCAAACGUGGACGGGUGUGUCUUAGCGACGAUCCCAGGGUGGAUAGACAUGUGACAUAUCGCGAGAUUGAGGCAAAAAUAGUUUCUCGUUGGAUACCCCACCUGUUGACUGAAGAGCAGAAAGCAGCCAGGUACAGCAUUGUUAGUGGUGAUGAAUCGUGUGAAGAAAAGCCAACAAAAGUCAUCCGUUCUCGAAGUGUUUCGAAAAAGAUGGUCGCGACAUUUGUGUCAAAAGCGGGUCAUAUUGCAACAAUUCCUCUUAAUGAGCAAAGAACUAUUACUGCGGAUUACUCACACACAGCCCAAAAGACAAGGCAGUAUUUAACGGAAGAAAACGUCGAAUUAUUGGACCAUCCUCCAUAUAGUCCCGAUCUAAGUCCUAACGAUUUCUUUACUAUCCCGAAAAUUAAAAACAGACUGCGUGGUCAAAGGUUCCAGUCACCAGAAGAAGCAGUUGACGCAUUCAAAAAUGCCGUUUUGGAUCUGCCAGCAAACGAGUGGAAUAAGUGCUUCGAAAAUUGGUUCGAGCAGAAGCCAGAUUUUUUUUUACAUUUCAACAAUCCUGAAUGA
Messenger RNA from Acanthoscelides obtectus, 717 nucleotides. The record is from the annotation of a GenBank genome assembly. Lineage: Eukaryota; Metazoa; Arthropoda; Insecta; Coleoptera; Chrysomelidae.